AAAGAUCGACGGCGCGGACAAGCGAUUCCGAGCGAGAACGUGGUUGUGGGUCGGGUAUACUUUCCUUGUCUCGCCACCUCCCCCUUCGGACCGCGAAUGAACAAACUGUCUGUAAACACUACCCAUCAUAAGUUCUUCGGAAAUAGGGGUGCCUGACUCGAAAUCCAAUUUCGAAGGCUUGGACCGGCCGCAGGACCGUAUCGGGAAUGUCUCCACAUUACAAUCAGUCUUCCGAUUGAAACCGUGAUCAAUGGGCAACGAUAUAAAAUCUCAGCAUAAGUCUCGCCACCAGCGAGCAAAUGGUGCCCGAGCACUCCGGCGUUCUAUUCAAGAAAUUACCCCCGAGAACUCGCAUCAACAAACCCAGAGUCCACUUUUCUCAACUCUCCCAAGCGAAAUCCGAAAUCUGAUAUUUGAAUAUGCCCUCUGCGAAUGCCAAGACGAAACAGACCCGGUAGACUCUCAAUCCCGCCACUUCCGCCCCGGCCAUGAAUACAAGACGAGAAUCGAAACUGCACUCCUUCAAACAUGUCGACUGAUAUACUACGAAGCGCAGGCUAUACCACUACGGAGCGCUACCCACCAUCUAUUUGCGUUUACCGGGACUGGUUCAAAAAUUGAUUGGGAUCACUACAUAUUUCAUCUAACCAAGCAGCAAGGCCAGAACCUUUAUCAUCUCCAUGAUAUUAUGGGCAUGAUUGGGUUCGCGCGUCUAAGCAAAUAUCUCAAGCACACGCAUCUUCAAUGGAGGAAGAUUACUUGGACCAUCCGCACGAGCCUUUGGGGCCCAUUAUUAGCACCCCCUUCUGCGUACCUUGAGCUUGAUGGCAGUCUUCGAGCUCUCAGAUUCCCGGUCUCCUGCCAAGAAGUAAACAUUGAGCUAGAAACUUUAGAAAACGGCGCCACCGAGCUACGCACGGCAGUCGAGGAUUUUGCUGCGAUGUGUCGGAAAAUCAAAAUGCGGAGGAGAGAUGAUACAUAUAUCCCAUUUGACUCGGCAGGUUCUUUUGAGUACACAUGGACUGGAUUCUCUCCAUCACCUACUCAGCAUGGAACGUAUGAUGAGCUUGCACAUACAGGCCCGCCGUUGACGGUUACGUAUCAUGUUAUUCGGCUACGUUGGCAUUCUGGUGUACCGACUCGAGAGUAUGCGAAUUACGACAACUUAAAUUGUCUCUCCAGUCGGUUAGCCAAGGUGGUUACGCGGCAAAGCACAGAAAGCGCAGCUCAAUCUCGAUAAUAUCAAGUUCGAUUCAACUUUCUGACUGGAACAUGCUAACUUUAGAGAAAAAUUUAAGCCUACCCUUUUUGUACCGUACGCAAUAACAUUCAACUAAUGAAGCUCUUCGCGAAACACAAACUCAAGCGCUGUUAACCAUGUAGCUCCCACUGCUGAAUACCCAAUACUAAUUCCCCAGAGAUUGAGAGGUCCGUAAGUGCUAAGGGUGGGGACUUUAUGUGAAGCUUUUGGUAGCACCAGAGGCAUGAGGAACUGAGUUGAUUGCUAAAGGAGUGUACCUAAGGGUCUAUAUAUACAGAAGGGUG
Lindgomyces ingoldianus is the source of this 1545-nucleotide messenger RNA. RefSeq lists its product as uncharacterized. The transcript is spliced from 2 exons. The record is from RefSeq and is a predicted model, not a curated record. Lineage: Eukaryota; Fungi; Ascomycota; Dothideomycetes; Pleosporales; Lindgomycetaceae. Bases 251 to 1240 code for a protein of 329 amino acids.